This is a messenger RNA of Lachancea mirantina, 1458 nucleotides long. NCBI's taxonomy places the organism in Eukaryota, Fungi, Ascomycota, Saccharomycetes, Saccharomycetales, Saccharomycetaceae. The record is from the annotation of a GenBank genome assembly.
AUGCUUCGACGUCAAUUCGCACUGUUAACACAGCGCAGACUAGUUUCAGAAAUGUCUACUAGAAAAGUACAAUUCGCCACUAACGGCGUGUCACGCGUCGUGACACUUACGAGGCCCGAAAAGUUGAACGCACUGUCUACGGACAUGUGUGCAGCGAUCUUACCGACAUUGCAAGAAUACUCCAAAAGCCAGUUGAACAACGUGAUCGUGUUGAAAUCUUCGAGUUCACCCAGGGCUUUUUGUGCCGGUGGUGACGUGGCAAAGGUAGCUAUGCAAACCCAAGCACAUGGACACACCGGCGAGAAGGUCAAUAGACCCCAGGAGUUUUUCGUACAGGAAUACUCGUUGAACUUUCUUCUGGCGACGUAUGACAGGCCCAUUGUUGCGUUGAUGGACGGGAUCACUAUGGGUGGUGGUGUCGGAUUAGCGACGCAUGUUCCUUUCCGAGUCGCAACGGAAAAUACUAAGUGGAGUAUGCCCGAGAUGGAUAUUGGGUUUUUCCCCGAUGUGGGCACAACUUUCUCUCUACCUCAAAUAACGACUUUGGGUGGUACCGAGGGUCAAUUGGCGUUGUAUCUGUGCCUUACAGGUGAUCUUUUGACCGGCGCUGACGUUUACGUCGCGGGUUUGGCGUCCAAUUACGUUUCGAGCUCCAAUCUCACUGAUCUGCAGGCCAGACUCGCAGAGUUGCCCGUCGAGGAUAGCGAACGCAUGUAUGAGAUUACGGCGUCCGCGCUCGAAGAGUUUUCUACCGGUUUACCAGAGGGUUAUCAGUUUGCGUAUUCGCCCGCCAAGCUCGACGUUAUUGAGAAAUGUUUCGACAUCAAUCUUGGACUAGACGCGAUUUUGAAGAAACUGGCACAGACAGCCGAAUCUGCGUCCGCUACGCCAGAGACCAAGGAGUUUGCAGUAGAGACUUUACGUAAGCUCGGUACCAAAAGUCCUGUCUCUUUGCAAGUUGCCGUUGAGCAAUUCCUCAGAAACCGUCACUCGGACGUCGAAUCCGCACUCAAACAGGACCUAGUCACCGCUACCAACAUGUGCGCGGACCCCAAGGUCGAGUUUGCCGCAGCCACAAAGCACAAAUUGAUCGACAAGCAAAAAACUCAGUUCCCCUGGACUCAAACCUCGCUUUCGGUUGAAGAGCUCUCGCGGAUCGUGUCCCCGCGUCCUGCAAAUCCGCUCUCGCUGCUAAGGUUUCCCGGGGCCGUAACGUGGAAGAGAUACCCUCAUCAUUCCAAAUUCAUGCUGCCCACAGAGCAGCAGUUCCGCGACUAUAUCACAGGCAGUGAUGGUUCUGGCAGAUCACUUGCGGUUUCACGCCCAGAAGUGGUCAAAUAUUUCUCGCAAUUCAACGCAUCUUCCAAGGGAAAAACAGGCAUCGAGUACCUGUGCAACCUCGUUUGCGACAGAAAAUGCACUGUGGGUAAAGCUGGAGAACUUCACUGGACGGAUUGA